GAGAUCCGUGGUAGCUACACCCUGGUGACUCCUAGACAAUGCGUUAUACGGUAUUCUGUUACGAAGUGUGUUGUCUGUAAACAUACCAGUCAUCUGUACAACUUAGGCCAGUCCCUGUUUGCAGAUCGACAUCAUUGGAUUGAGAAGGACGGGAAGUUAAAACUUAACAAGGAUGUCAGGGUCCGACAGAAAGAGAAAUUCUUAUCCGACCCCACCUCCUAAACCUCGAAGAACGUUUGCAUCAAAGAGAACUCUUGACCUGACAGGCGAAGAGUGUCAAACAUCAGACGAGUAUGAUACAUUAUGGCCUUCAAAUUGUGAGCCAGUUCUACAGAAGAUCACACAAAUGAAGGUAGAAGAACCAGACACGUCACACACAGGCGGGACGUGCCGUGGGGAUGACCAAAAACGUGGCAACAAAAAUAAGGAGGUGGGAUGCCUACGUCCUUCUGUGAGGGACAAAAUUUCUCAAUUUGAGAAUCAACGUUCCGACACAAAACCAAGAUUUACUCAAGCGCAAACAACGAGCAAAUUUAAAUCUGUCCUCUCAUCUGAUGAUGGUGAACGUGAGAUGAGUGUUAAACGACCCAUUCCAAAACCCAGAGUAUUUAAAACGAAGAGUAAUGAAACAGAAAAGAAAGACAUAAAAGAGGAUGUGUACACAGAGAUAGAUGACGAGAGAACUGACAUCAAGAGAGAGUAUCAAUACGUUGCUGCUAUUGAUGUAGGGACUGCUUAUUCGGGGUACGCCUUUUCAAGUCGUGAGCAUUUUGACAGAAAUCCGAUAGAUAUCAUCAGUCCAAACUGGAACGACGGCACGUUCCUGUCCCUGAAAACGUCCACCUGUGUGCUGUACAAUGCCCAUGGACAACUGGAUUCAUUUGGAUUUGAGGCAGACAACAAGUAUUACGAAAUGUCCAUGAACGACCCAGACGUACUGGAACACUGGUUAAAGUUCACACAUUUCAAAAUGAAAUUAUAUGAUGCAAAGGGACCCCUUGAACACAUGAUGCUUGAGGCUGACGAGGGAGGAUCUAUGCCAGCAUUGAUUAUAUUUUCUGACGUCAUCAGAUACCUGAAACGAAGCAUCAUUGAACACAUUCGACAAUUAAAAUCUGACGUCAUUGAUGAUGAUGUUCGUUGGGUGGUCACAGUGCCCGCAAUAUGGAACGAUGAGGCGAGAAAGUUCAUGAUCAAAGCUUCUGUUAAGGCUGGAAUACACGCAGAUGAUCUUUUUCUCUGCUUGGAACCGGAAGCUGCUGCAGUGAUGUGUAAAGAGUUAAAAGUUCAAAAUUAUAUUGACACAAAAUCUGACGGAGUGAUGGCAUUCAUGUUGGGGUCAAAAUUCGUCGUAGUUGAUCUCGGAGGUGGCACUGUGGAUAUCACGACCAAUGAAGUUGUGCCAAAUGGUAUGAUCCGGGAACUGAAGUGUUGCAGAGGAAGUGACUGUGGUGGAACAUAUGUGAAUAAACGUUUCCGAGAGUUUAUAGAAGGCAUUGUUCACAAAGAUUUCGAACUUUUGAACAAAACAUACCGGACUGAAAUGAACGACUUGUGGAGAAGCUUCGAAAUCAAGAAGAGGCAAGUUGAUCCUCAAAAAUCACAAUACGUCAUGCUUCAAAUACCAUCUAUCAUAGCCCAGAAAAUUAUACCCGAGAAAUUAAGUAAAUUUAGUAUAACUCUUGUGCGAGACAAACUCAAAUUUCCUAUGGAAAUUUUUCAAACUUUUUUUGCGUCCUCGGUAUCAAUCAUUCUCAGUUGCCUUCGCGAGGUAGUCACGGAUGACAUUAAUUCGAUAUUACUGGUGGGUGGCUAUGCAGGGUGUAAGGAAAUCCAAUGCAUUGUUAGGAAAACUUAUCCUAAACAGCGCUUGGUCUGUCCCCAUGAUCCUGAUUUAGUCGUUGUGAAAGGUGCAGUCAUCUUUGGACACAACCCGGCCGUCAUUUCAUCCAGGAUUAGUAAACUCUGGUAUGGUAUUCAGAUACAGCCAGAAUUUACUCCUAUAGAAACAUUAAAUGAAGGCAACUUCUAUCCUGUGAUUAAAAAGGGUCAACCAAUAAAAAUUGGAGAUAAAUUGCAGCAUAAAUUUUACAUCACGGACUCAUUUGAAGGCGAUGUUAUCAAUGUGAAACAAGUGAGUUUCUCUGGUGAUGAAAUGCCGGUAAAUGUUGAGGACGCAAGAGGUGUGGAAUCAGAGCACUCACUUCGUGUUCCAGUGCCUGUGUACCAAGGCAACAUGAAGAGGAUUCUGAGAAUUAUCGUGAAAUUCAAAGGAACGGAGCUAGAAUAUUCGUCUUUUGUAACCCUAAUACUCUGUCCAACAAAAAAUGUUAUUCAAGUUAAAUGACAUUGACAUAUUUCUAAACUGUUCUAUGAUGAAAAUAUUGACGUUGAAAUAUUUGAAUUAUAUAUGAAAGCCCAUUGAGCAUUCGAGAUUAAAAAUACCAGAUGAGAAUUUCGAGAUUUGGAAUUCGAAUUUCGAAAUCCAAUAUCGAAAUAUAGGUCUCAAUAUAUAUUUUGAAAGAGAAAACGUAUUCUAUGCGAACUCAUCAAAUGUAAAGGUCGCACUAGCAGUAUUUUUAUGUUUUGUUGAAACUGACCUAUGUUUUCUAAGCAGUUAAACAAUUAUUGUUAUGAUAAUCCCUGUGUGUAUUCUAAUAUUUGUUAUGUUAUUUGUAAUCAUUUUUUAAAAUUAUGCACGAUAUUUGUUUCUAGUAAAGAUACAAAUUGUAUUUUAUCGCAAUUUGUGUUUUGUAGCGACGGUUGGAUGAACGCUUUUAAAUUAAUAUCUUGCAUUCCUAGUCAAUUCAUUCGUUUCUGCAUUUAUCUUUAGGACUCGCAUGUUUCCGACAAUUCAAAUAAAUGAUAAGCUUUAACACUGGA
Molecule: messenger RNA, 2883 nt
Organism: Ostrea edulis (European flat oyster)
Lineage: Eukaryota; Metazoa; Mollusca; Bivalvia; Ostreida; Ostreidae
Product: heat shock 70 kDa protein 12B-like
Exons: 9
Coding region: 173-2347 (724 amino acids)
Molecular function (GO): ATP-dependent protein folding chaperone; ATP binding
Source: RefSeq, a predicted model, not a curated record